Messenger RNA from [Candida] anglica, 1521 nucleotides. The record is from the annotation of a GenBank genome assembly. Lineage: Eukaryota; Fungi; Ascomycota; Pichiomycetes; Serinales; Debaryomycetaceae.
AUGCUGUCCACAGAAGAUGAAAAGGAAUUGGUCCAUGUAAAAUCCUCAGUUCGCGUAGAAGGAACAAAGAAUGCAGUUGGAUUGGAAUUCUUCGAACAAGCUCAAGACAUUUCUAGCGAAGAAAUAGAGCUCCAAUACAAGAGAAUCUUAAGAAAGUUGGACUAUAGAAUUCUCCCACUCUUAUGUUUUACUUACAUGCUCCAAUUCUUGGAUAAACUUUCGUUAAAUUAUGCUUCUGCUUACACAUUGAAAGAAGAUUUAGGGCUAUAUGGUCAAAGAUACUCAUGGGUAGCAGCCAUCUUCAACUUUGGAUACCUUACUGGUGCUCUUCCUUCAAACUAUAUUAUACAGAAAGUUCCUGUUGCGAAAUACACUGGUUGUAUGUUGUUUGUUUGGUCCAUAUUACUUGUCAGCCAUGUGGGUGCAAAAAAUUAUGGUGGAAUUUUGGUUUUGAGAUAUUUAUUAGGUAUGUUGGAAAGUGCCAUAUCCCCUAGUUGUAUGAUGAUUUGUGGGUUGUUUUACCCAAAAGAGGCACAGCCAUUGCGAAUGGCAGCCUUCUUGAGUUGUAAUGGGAUCGCUACAAUGGUUGGGGCACUCUUGAGUUAUGGGUUGGGGUAUUCGAAAAGUUCUGUAAUCAAGGAAUGGCAACUUAUUUUCAUGGUUAUUGGAUUAUUGAACUUCACUUGGGCAUUUGUAUUUCUUUGGCUAUGUCCUGACUCUCCUGAACGUGCUAAAUUUUUGACUGAUCAUGAGAAAUCAAUUGUCAUUGAAAAAGUGUCUCAUAAUAACAUGGGAAUCAAGGAAAAGGAAUUCAAAAGGUAUCAAAUGAAUGAAGCCCUCUUGGAUAUCACGGUAUGGAUGAUGGCAUUGAUAGGACUUGCAUGUGGAGUGGUUAACGGUGGUAGCUCGAACUUUUCUCUGACAUUAAUCAGAGGGUUUGGAUUUUCGGGUUUGAAUGCAACAGCUUUGCAGCUCCCUACGGGUGCCAUUGAAUUCGUAUUGGUUUUCGCUUGUGGUGUUGCAGCCAUAUAUCUUAAGGAUACGAGAAUCAUAUUUUUAGUGUUGCUCUGUAUACCUGGUCUUUCGGGACUUAUUGGAAUACAUAUUAUUCCCUUGAGAUACAAAUGGGCACUUGUUGGUUGCACUUGGUUACAAUUUAUUAUUGGAGGACCGGUUAUCUUUUCAUGGAUGUGUCUCAAUGCUAAUAUUGCCGGUCAUUCAAAGAAAACUAUUACUACAGGGAUAUGGUUCACUUUUUAUGCUGCUGGAAAUAUUAUUGGAGCCAAUAUCUUUUACGCAUACCAGGCACCCAAAUAUAUCUCUGGGAUGAUUGGUUUGAUCACCUCGUAUGUGGGUAUAAUGGUACUCGCCAUACUAUAUCGAUUCUUGUUGGUUUGGAGAAAUAAAUCAAGAGAUAAGGAACAGAAUGGAUAUUCUGAGGAAACGGCUAGACAGGCAAUCCUUGAUGGGUUCAAGGAUAUGACCGAUAAGGAAAACAGAGGCUUUAGAUACUCUUUAUAG